This is a messenger RNA of Xenopus laevis (African clawed frog), 3734 nucleotides long. RefSeq names its product syntrophin, gamma 2 S homeolog (gene sntg2.S). The coding region runs from base 349 to 1968 and encodes 539 amino acids. Lineage: Eukaryota; Metazoa; Chordata; Amphibia; Anura; Pipidae. The record is from RefSeq and is a predicted model, not a curated record. The transcript is spliced from 17 exons.
GAAGUGGAUGUAAGCCAGCAGGUGGAGGAACACGUUACUAAAUGACACAGAGCAGCAGCCUGGAAGAAAGAGGCUGAUCUGUACUGGGAAGGGAGGGGAGAGAGAGAGCGAGCAAAGCAGUGGGGAACUCUCUCAAUGUGAUAAUGCUUUAUAGAGCCCAUGCUGCUGGUACUGCUACCGGCUGCUCCUCACACACUUCUGUCCUGUGAUGGAUUAGUUAGCUUGCACAAAGGGGGCUUCUAUCCGUGAAACUUACGCACUGUCCGCCGUUGCCUGAAAAGCACUUGGAAUAAAUGACUGAUACAAGACUGAGUCAUCGUUUCAGAGAGGAAUUCAUCUGCAUGGGAAAUGAAUGCUGCGGGGAAGCAGCCUCCACCCCAUCUAGAGCGCCCGGACACCCUUCUCGUACCAACUUGGACUAAAACUGGUUUUGCCCAACUGUACAAUGAAGGUUCAGAAAAUGCUUGUGAUAUACGCCUGAAACUUACUAAGGAAGCACUGACUUUACAAAAGCAAGACGUUAUCUGUGUUUCUGGGAGUGACCAGAGUACAAAUCGCAGAACUGUUACACUUCAUAGACACCAUAUUGGAGGACUGGGUUUAAGCAUCAAGGGUGGAGCACAACAUAAAGUACCUGUUGUUAUAUCAAAAAUCUUCAAAGAUCAGCCAGCUGACAAGACUGGAAUGUUAUUCAUAGGAGAUGCAGUAAUGCAGGUUAAUGGCAUAAAUGUUGAAAAUGCGAAUCAUGAAGAAGUGGUUCACUUAUUACGGAAUGCUGGUGAUGAAGUCACAAUUACUGUUUACUAUUUAAAGGACGCACCUUCAUUUCUUAAGCUGCCACUAGGUUCUCCAGAUCCACCUAGUGACCAAAGCAGUGGGGCAUCAUCUCCUCUUUUUGAUAGCGGUUUACAUUUAAAUGGAAAUAUUUCAAAUACGGCUCCUUCAUCUCCUUCCUCUCCGACAGUUAAACAAGUCAAAUAUGAGAAGCGAUGGAUAGAUGCACUUUCAAUUCCACUAUUGAUGGCCCGGAUAUCAAGGUUCAGAGUUUCAACAGUAAAGUUAAGACGUAACUCAUUUGAACUGCUGGCACUUGAUGGAAUAUCUUCUGGGAUACUUCAGUUUAAUACAGCCCAUGACAGUGCUGACUGGUUAAAAGCAAUAUCAACAAACAUCAAUGAUCUGACACUACAAAAUAUGAAAAUGGUGAACAAAUGUUAUUCUAUGUGUGACCAGAUCAUCCACAUGGGCUGGGUGAGUGAAAAAGUACAUGGUUCUGACGGAUCACACAUGUAUAAAGUCAAGUUCCUGGUUUUGAAGGGCUCGUCUUUCUACAUAUUUAAGACACCACCAGUCAGUACACUAGACUGGGUACGAGCGGAAAAGAUAUAUAACCUCUGUGAGGUUUUAUUUAAAGUAAGCAAGGUUUGGCCUGCUGAUGAAAUCUGGAUUCAGGAAAAUCUGUAUUUAAAUCAUAAUCAAAAUGAAGAGCUUGAAGAUCAAAGACCUUACUGCUUCAGCGUGCUAGUUGGGAAUGGAAAAAGUCAUUAUUUUAGUGUAGAACUUGGUGUCGAUUUACCAGUCUGGGAGAGGUCAUUCCAAAAAGCAAUUUUUAUGGAAGUUCAACGAACUGGGUCCAAAACAUAUGUUUGCAGCAGCCAAGGUGAGGUGGUUUGUUUCACUGUGGACUUCAUCUCAGGAUUUACGUGUUUUGACAGCAAGUCAAAGAACAUCAGCUGGAGGUUUAAGUUCUCCCAAUUAAAAGGAUCAUCGGAUGAUGGGAAAACCAGAGUGAAGCUACUUUUUCAGAGCCCUGACACCAAACAAAUUGAAAUGAAGGAGCUAGAGUUUCAGGACCUGACAGCGGUUCUACACUGCAUCCAUUCUUUCAUUGCGGCAAAAGUUGCAUCUAUGGAUCCCAUGUUCAUAAACAGCCAAAGUCACGCUAGAAAAUAUAUUUACAACACGUAAACAUCAAAGCUCUAUGGCAAAACAAGAACUAUUUUCCUACAGAAUUUAUUUCACGCACAGCAAAAUUUUAAAGGACUUCAAUACAAAUGACUAAAAUGACUGAAAAGAAGACUAUUUUUGUUAUUUAUCAUGUUUCAUUUUGGCUCAAAGCAUCAUUUCAAUGUACUUCAUGGAAAAUAUUGAAAGCACAUUUUCCUUACCUUGUAUAAGUGGAGAAGACAAUGAUUUAGCACUUUAAAAUAACUGCUCCAAGAUUUUGAACAAAAUUACUAAAAAUGUACAUUUUUCUUUUUCAUUAAACCCGUUAUAUAGAAAUACAACAAAACAGAAUUGUAUUAUUCAUACAUUAUAUAUUAUACAGAGGCAGACAGUACUCUAUUAGGCCCAUCUGCUAGAUUAGUGCUCAGGCACCUUCUCCUUUACUAAAAACCAGACUGGGUGUCAUCCCCAUGCAGCUUCAUAAAGUGAACACAUGGUAUGUGCCCUUACAAACAGGCCUGGUUUUAGGGUAGGGCAGAACAUUUAACAGGGGGGAGAACUUGGACAGUAAUGUCAUUACAAAACAACUGACUAAUAUUGUUAGCACUCGUGUUGAGUUCUCCAAACUGCAAGCUCCAUCUGAAUGCAAAUCACAGCAUUCUUCACCAGAUGCAUCACAGGAUGGACAUCCCAAAUGGAGAAUUAUCCUUAGAGUAGGCACAUCUUUUUUCUCAGUUAGGGCCCCAGUUUUUAUACAUCCCCUGAAACUUCUAUAUUAUAUACAUAUAUAUAUUAUUCAACGCUGUCUUCUUCUGUGUGCAACUAAGGUCUAUUUCUGAAUAUAUAGUACAUAUAUUUAAAGUAUUUAUGUAUUUUGAUAAGAACUGAAAAAAAAUCAUAUCUAAUUUGUGUGAAAAUUGCACAUUUGUGAAAAUACGUUCUAAAAUUCUAUUCUUUGCAUACCAUUUUUUGGAAGUUAAAAUUAGAUGGUAACUAUAUGGAUAUCCUAACUUGGGGUUGGUUCAGAGCAAUAAUAUGGAAAUGUCUACACUAAAAAUGAGAGGAGACAAGGAGGAAUGAAAGAAUGUGAUUUAUAGAGUGGAGCUGAUGGAAUAUGAGGGAGUGAGUGGACAAGAAAGCAAAGUAUGUAUAUGUAAAGGUCAAGGAGUUGCCUGGGAUAAAUUAAUACAGAAAGUAUAGGGAGGGUAAAACAGGAAGGAACAAUGUUACCAUUGCACAUAUAAAUAAUAUCUUAUAAAUUAUUUAUACUGUAGUUAUCUUUUUUUUCUGGUGGUUUUGGCUCUGGCCUACAGCUCAGUAAUAGGAAGUGGGUGUACAGUAUUGAUAUCACCCUCUGUUCUGUUUUAUGAAGUCCUUUGCAUUAACUGGAAACUUUUGUUAAAACCUGAUAGAUAACCUCCCAAGAAAUGAGGUUAUCUAAUAGUAGGUGAAAUUUAUUUCUGACAUGUGACCAGGAACCACCAAGAACCACUAGGACUGGGAACCUACCAUCAAGACCCAUUUUUCAUGUGAUUCAUAAAAAAUUGCAUACAAAGACCCACAAUCUUGAAUUUUUCGGAAUUUGAGUUUUCUGAAAACGUCUACAAAAUGUGGCAACUAAAACCUUGUAAGCUUCUAUAGAAGUCAAUGGGAGGUGUUUUUUUAUAUUCAGGCUAUUGAAGUUUUUGUGUUGGUUAAACAGGCAAAAUUUAUGUAAUAAUGCAAUGUUUAUUUUUUCCAGUUUUUUUUAACUUGAUUGAGAAAUAAAAUUGGUAAUUGUAAACAAA